AUGCGCCACGGCACGCGCAAUUGGGGCCUGCUGCAGCGGAGCCGCGAGCUGCCUCUCCGGGACAACAAGGCCUGCUGCAACCGCUUCAUCCUCCUUAAGAAGCGAUUCCUGGAGCAGCAACGCCUGCAGACUGCCACCGACGCUACCACCAACACCAACACCACCGCUGCCAACACCAUCACCACCGCUGCCAACACCAACUCCACCGCUGCAGCUCCGGCCACGGAAUCUGCAACCCCAGGCAACGACGCUAGGGCUUCUGUAGGGUCGAAACGCGUCUCCAACGCUGCUGCUUCCUCCUCUGCACCGAAACGAAGCCCUUCCUCUGCGUCCCUUGCUGCUGCUGACGCCUCUGCUGCUGCUGCUGCUGCUACUACUUCUGCUGCUGCGGCUGCUGACGCAGCUAUCCUCUCAGAGAGAGUGCAGAGUCUACAGAAGAAAGAGGAGCAACAGGAGAAGGAAGAGGAGGAGGAGAAACCGGACCUGCAGGUUUGGUCUGCUACCUCCCCGAAUCAGAAACCGGACCUGGUUCCUUCCUCCCACCUCUCUGCUUCGGCUCCUCCCAGCCCUGCUGCCGGACCUGUUGUACCUGCUGCUUCCGAGCCAGUUCUUCCCAGGUCGGUUGCUUCCGAGCCUGCUUCUCCAAUCCUGCCCCGGGCGUAUUCUGUUGGAGGUGCCACGUCAGUCUUGGUCUCGGGCCAAUCAUUGCUGGACAAAUCCCUUAUUGAGAAGAAGGUUCUGGAGCAGCAACCUGAGCUGUUGAUCGAUACUAGCCCGCUAAAUCAGUCGAUCUUGAGCGUCCAAUUGGCGGAGCUAUUCCAUUUGGAUCUAGCAGCAGCUGCUACAGGCGGUGCGCUGCUGAGUACCUGGAACGAGCUUGGAGCAUGUGAGGAGGGGCGAGGAGGAGAAGGGAAGGGUAAUAGUGCUAUCGAGUGCGCUAAUAUGGGGUUUAGUGUGGGUAAGGAGGAUGGGACGGGAGGUGGUGUCACUGGUGUGACUAAAUCGAAUGGAGAGGGAAGUGGUGGUGGAGUGACAGAACGGAAUGAGGAGGAUGGUGGCAGUGGAGGGGUGACUAAUACGAAUGGCGAGGGCGGUAGUGGUGGAGGUGUGACUAUAGGCGAUAUGUUUAAGACUUUGCUGCAUGCGAAUGCACAGCAUGUGGCUGCUGCCAUUCUGGAUUGGAAGGAUCGGGUGUGUGGUUCGGAUGACAGGCAUGUGCCGAACCUGGCUGCUGCAGUGAAGCUGAGGGAUGUGGGGCCGGUAGGUUCGGUGCAGCGUGGUUUGGUGCAGCAUGGCUCGGUGCAGCGUGGUUCGGUGCAACAUAGUUCGCAAUGGCAGCAGACCCGCGGCCCUUUCUACCCUCUCUCCCGCCCCUCCUCCUCCUUCCGCGCCCCACCUCCUCUCCUCCCCUCCCUCCCCCUCACCUCCUCUCAUCCCUCAUCCAAUCACACUCUGCAGAAUCAAACUCUGCAUAAUCACACUCCGUAUAGUCAUGCUUUGUUCAGUCACUUUCCUCCUAUUGGCUCUCCUAAACCUAGCUCGCCCGCCAUUGGCUCGCCAGCCGUCGGCUCCUGCGGGCCCCCUCCCAUCUCCUCACCCUCCGCCGCUGCUGCCACGUCAGCAUCUCAAUCCGCUGCCACCACGUCAGCAUCUCAAUCCGCCGCUGCCACGUCAGCACCCGUAUCCACAGCUGCUGCUGCAAGAGACACGCAAGAAGCUGACGAGUUGUAUAUUGAGGAGGAGGGCGGAGAGAGGGGUGCGAGACGGGAAGAGCAGGUGAAGGGGGGUGGAGAGAAGGGCACAGCACAUGGGGGUGUGAGUGUGGGGCAGCCACAGGAGCAGGGAGAAUUCGAGGUGGGGAAGCAUGGGCCAGCCAGGGAUGGCGGGAGGGGACAAGUCAGGGACCCAGACGAAGGGGUGAUGGUGGGAGUGGUGGGGGGAAUGGUGGGGGGUCAUCACACGUCCCCCCUUCCGCCGUCUGCUUUGCUCGGUGUGUCAGAGGAUGACGUCAUUAGCCUGCUGGUUGCUGACUGGGCGGCGGAAGACGCUGACCUGGCAAUGCGUGCUGAGCUGGCAGCAGCUGACGUGGAACCACCAUUACCACUGCCACCAGCCAGUCACGGUGGAGUGAGGGGGAUGCAGCCACAGGAGAGUGGCAGGAUGGCACAAAGUGGUAUGUUGAACAGUAAUAGACCUGCCACCGCCACCACUUCGACUGAUCCUGCCCCUCCUGCUUCCCUCAGCAUCUUACCUGCUACUGACCUGACUCCUCUCCCAGCCGGGCAGAACCUCACUGCACUGCACACCAUCGCUCAUAAUGGUCCGUAUGAGUGGUCUGCGUAUAUCCGGCCUGCUCUGUCUGCUCCGGGGCAUGUGCGGCUGCCACGUGUACAUUCCACUGGACCUGAAACUGCCACGUCAGGUUGUGAUGCUGCCACAUCACACCAUGGCAUGAUGACAGGUUACCACCAAUAUGCCACGUCACACCUUGGGAGGGAUUCUAGAAACUUCCGAGGUGCAGGAGCAGCAGGGGGCCUUGGGGAGACAGAAGAGCAGAUGACUAACCUGGUAGAGGGAUCGAUGCUAUGGGGGAUGGCAGGUCAGCUUGCUGACACCAUGCCAGCUGCCGCUGCUGCUGCCGGUGCUGCUACGACGCACACACCCCAUGCGUGCCCAGUGCAUGGAGCUGCUGUUGCUGCUGCACACACACUGGGAUCGAGCCCCUACAUGCACACCCCACAGCUCUCCGGCCCUGCUCCCUCCGCUCCCACCAUGUACGCCUUGUUGCGCUCCCACUCGCCAACGCUCGCCCAUUGCUGGUAG
Molecule: messenger RNA, 2823 nt
Organism: Closterium sp. NIES-65
Lineage: Eukaryota; Viridiplantae; Streptophyta; Zygnematophyceae; Desmidiales; Closteriaceae
Source: the annotation of a GenBank genome assembly